UCUCUUGUCGCGCAAGAAGCGUUUGACUUCACUUCUUUACUAUCUCUGAAGCUAUCAAUAAUCGCAGGUCGAUAAAAUGGCAGUAAGACCAGGGGAAGAUCUCGCAGCUACUUUGUUCGCAGAUAUACAUUAUUACUAUGGUCCACCAACAGUCAAACCUCCUCAUCACAGAUUUGAUAAAGGUUCAUAUGUCUAUCUUUUCGAAAAUGCAGGACAGAGAAGAGCUCGACUUGAAAUAGCUAACAAUGCCGGUACUCCGGAUCAAGAUGCUUUCACUGGUCAUCUUGAUUCUGCUCAUGUCAAAUAUUCAUAUAGGCAUACCACAUUGGUCACUCUGACUAUAGAUGGACCAAAUGGACAGCAAAGAAACAGUCCAAUUGGUGCCCAAGAAUGGCAUUUGCCAACUUUUGAUCCUCGAAACGAGACUAAGUACAUGUACAGACUUCACACUAUUGAUCUCUACUUCUGGAAUAAAGAAGAUGCACUUAAUUUUGUGAAUGGAGUGCGGAGAGUUCUACCUCAGCAUCAAAUUACGAUUGAGGAUGAGCCAGCACCACCACCAUCUCACGCAGACGAUAUGAGUCCAAUAGUUCAGCAAUUGGAAAAUAACCAAGACAUCUCGAACUUCCUCCCAGCUGCUAUUAACGUUUCAUUUCCUGGGCCGCCAAAUCCCCCCAGCCAAUCAUCACAAGCUCCUGCUAGUUUUGCACCGAUGGCAUAUAAUCCAGCUGCACCAGCUGCUCCCGAAGCUAUUCAGCAUCGAGAAAAGACACCUCCGCCAGAAGAUGGAGCGGGAAAUCCACUUGUUCACGCUGCAACUUCUGAUCAUGGACAAUUCUCUCCACCUUCACAAUUUCAGCAACAUUCAAGCUUUUCCACACCUGCUCCACCACCACAGUUCCAAAGACAGCAAACUUUCCCUAUGAUGUCCCCACCUCACCAGCCGGCGCACGGACAAGGAAGCUUCUCUGGAGCAACCCCACCACAACAUACCAAUACCCCUCCGAAUUCCAACUAUUUCCCCGGCUCGGUUCAGCCUACAUCCGGACUUCGCUCUCCAUUUUCUCAACAGUUCGCAACCCAAACCCCUUCAUUCGCACCUCCACCCACCGCAAACUCGCCAAACACAUUCGCACCACCCCCUACCGACAGCACUCCACCCCUCCCAACUCCUACUGGCCCCGCUCCUCCCGCCUACUUCUCUCCCCCUAUCUCCCCCAAUCAACCCACAACCCAAUACGCAACCUUCCCCUCCACUCCCUCCUACGCAACACAUAACCUACCCACCCCCGGUCUCUUCUCUCCCGGUUUCGCCCCCCAACAUCAAAAUCCUCCUCUUUCCUCUCCAGCCCCCGGUCUCCAACCUCUCUCCCCUCCAGGAGGCUUCGCAAACUACACUUAUACUGGCGCGCAAACUAGUGCCGGUCAACCAUUGAUGACAGCCAAUGAUUACAGUAUCCAUCAACAAGUCUACAGACCCACAGAAAUCGAAGCGAAAUUUAAAAGAAAGGGAAGCGGAAAGGGGAAGAAGAGCGACGACAAGAAAGAUGGAAAGGAUAAAGGACCAAGAGGUCGAUUGGAAGAUAAUGCAGGGAGGUUGGAGAAGGGCGUUACGGGAAUUUUGAAAAAGUUCGAGAAGAAGUAUGGUUAG
Molecule: messenger RNA, 1651 nt
Organism: Botrytis sinoallii
Lineage: Eukaryota; Fungi; Ascomycota; Leotiomycetes; Helotiales; Sclerotiniaceae
Exons: 4
Coding region: 77-1651 (524 amino acids)
Source: RefSeq, a predicted model, not a curated record